AUGGUCUAUUAUUUAGAAAGAGUAAGAAAUAGUGCCAUGGCGUUUAUUUUCGUUGGUAGUAAUCGAUUCUUGGAAAACAUGUGGAGUUUAAGGGAAUGCAUAAAGCUUGUCACCGCACGAAGAAUGAAAGGACCGACGAGAAGGGACGAAACAACGCCGAAGACAUACGAGACCAAGGUCAGCAAAACGAAGCGCCUGACGACCGUCAAAUGUCAAACCGCCGCUAUCACCUACGAUGAAGCGAAAGCUGCUUGCAAAGCGAGGAAGCGGAAAGAGCGACAAGAGAGCAUCAGCUCGCUUUGCCAGGAACGAAAAGUCAUCAGAUCCAAUUCGGAAGAGCGGCCCGAACAGAAGAGAUACGAGAAAAGCAGCGCUAUCAGAAGGGUAUCCAGCAGCGAAGAUUUCCAGAGCAAAAAGUCGGGAUCUGCUGAGAAGAUCAACGGUUCGCCUAUCAAAGCAACAGGAGAUAAGUGUCUAGCCUAUGAAGAUAAUGAACAUGAAAGGCGAAGGUCCCACGAGCGCUUCGCAAGACCCCUCACCCUCAAAGGCAAAAAGUACACCACCAAACGAGUCAAAGUUCGCCCCAUAAACAGAACCAAAUUCAAGCCAGAACCGUCCCAAGACGGCAAAGACCACAAGAAACUGGUGGUGCCUCAAGGAGCUCACUCCACCGACCAAGGUGAAGUCAACACGAGCUUCCUGUCGCUGCACCGAAAUGAGAGAGCAAGGUCGCCAAGUCCCACACAGGACCCUGUUUCCCCAAUCCUGGAUUGGUCUACUCUGCACGAGCUGGUACAUUCCUCUGAACCGGUACUGAGCCAAACAGCCAGGCAGAUCAACGAAAAUACCGAGACAAUGCCAGGAGUCUCUGUGGCCUUGAACCGACUCCUGUCUUCGCCCAGGAACUCCAUAAUAGCCACACACAAGAUCUAUUUGGACCCGGACGUGCCUAAACCCAUGUCAAACCUGGACUCCGAGCCAGAAAACCCAGUGGACGAGAGGCUGCAGAAGAUCUCGAAGCAAGUCAACAGCUUCAAGAAGAAAAUCAAGAGACUGGAAAGCAAUUUCGAGAAAGAAUACGGGUACAAACCAUCGCAUACUGACAAGAUGAAUGACUCGAGCUUGAAGAAACUGUACGGCGAACUCAGCAAGUUGAAGAAAGAUCAGAAGCAACUGGCAGAUAUUUCGUCCAGCUGUGCUUUAAUCGAUGUUGGAGGGAAUGGGGAGCCAGGCAGCUUGCAGAUGACUAUUAACGAAAUAGAAAAGAAACUCUCCAUCAAAAGGGACGCAGCUGACCGAGGUUCCAACAUAGAAGAAAUGUCCUCAGAGCAACUGGUAGAAGAAAAAGUAGCUAUACAGAAAGCAUUAUUGUUUUUGGAGUCAGUUCAUGGCAGGCCAAUAAAGAAGGAAGACAGAGAUCUAGUCAGGCCGUUCUAUGACAGAUACAGAACCCUCAAGAGAUUGGUCAAUAAAUUAUCAACAAAUAAUUCUUCUGGCGAGCUGGCCACUAUUCACGAGAACGAAACAAUGACUUUCACAACACCACCGUCAUCAUCUAUCGAUACUGAAUCCGAGAAAACAUCAGUGCAGCCACCAGUUACCACAGACAGUGAUACGGACAGCUCAUUGGGGGAAAACCUACAUGCCAUGAGCCGACGGGAACUGAUGGAACAGUUGAAGCUAGUAACGGAAGAAAGGAAGAAUCUGAGGAGGAAAAUCAAAGAGUUCGAGCUAGAGGUACAACUGAACAGGGGUAAAAUGGUGCAGAAAGAUGACAGAGCGCCCAUGGAAGGUGUUUACGCAGCUUACAAGAAGAUCAAAGCCAAGGCUAGGCUUCUGGAUGCACUAGUUGGAAAACAAACUUGA
Molecule: messenger RNA, 1866 nt
Organism: Phaedon cochleariae (mustard beetle)
Lineage: Eukaryota; Metazoa; Arthropoda; Insecta; Coleoptera; Chrysomelidae
Source: the annotation of a GenBank genome assembly